This is a messenger RNA of Opisthorchis viverrini, 2408 nucleotides long. RefSeq lists its product as hypothetical. The transcript has 2 exons. NCBI's taxonomy places the organism in Eukaryota, Metazoa, Platyhelminthes, Trematoda, Opisthorchiida, Opisthorchiidae. The coding region runs from base 36 to 1865 and encodes 609 amino acids. The record is from RefSeq and is a predicted model, not a curated record. Gene Ontology annotation, cellular component: nucleus.
UGAUAGUGCGCGUAGUCCAGUGGGCGUUCGCAGUUAUGACGAUGGUCGGUAGUCCCGUUGACCCACCAACCGUUGCAGAAAAGGGAACCUCACUGAAAGACAUUGUCGGGUUCAAGAGACUGGUAAGCUACUUUUCAUGCCCUGGUCAUGUACUUCAGGUGAAAUCGGCAUCCAGGACGGCUGAAACUCUCGCACCGAAUGAUCUUCCAGCAGCUUUUCAACUUUCCUUCGGCCUAAUGGAGAGAAUUAGUGACCUUAUGCUGGAGGCUUUUGCCUUUCUGAAUUCAAGUUCUUCUGAAAGAGCUGAUAACCUUAUUUUCGACGGAUUCGGACAGCGGUCGCUGACGUCAGCCUUUUCCCCCACGCUCGUCUCGAAAGAGGUGUCAAGCUCCAGUGCAGAUCUGAUAAGCCCCAUCCUAACUGACUACAAGGAUGCGGAUGUAUCAGAAAAGCGUACCGACGGGCUUGGCCGAACAUACGAAGAAGCUGAAAUGAAUGCAUCCGAACACAGCGAGAUCCAUAACCAGAGUGAUCUGGAGCGAGAACAGAACGUAUUGUCUCCUUCAGUUGAAGAUUCGCUAAGAAUUGAUUUACCGACCGAAGAUUUUCGAGCGCCGGCCUCAGAAUCUGAUGACCUGCUACCAUCCAGUAUUCAUGCUUCACAACACAGCGCCAGUCCCACUAAACGUGUCAGAGUGGACCCGUGUACCGUCCAGCCGUUCUCGAAAAAGUUUGCUAGGUCUAAUGGAUCAUUCCCAUCCCAGCUUCUUAAUGGACGUCUUGGCGAAUCAGCCACUCGUGAAUGGUCCUUGGGUUCACGGAUGUCUUCUGACGUCCGCCGAUGGCGUCUAUCCAGCACAGACAGACUUAAUUCAUUAAUCGAUGAGUGUGAACGACAGGUGAACGGGCGAAAGCUGUAUGUAUGCAAGUUCUGUGGCAAAGUUUACGAAAUUAAAAGCAGCAUGCGUUACCAUAUGAAGAUAAUACAUUUACAAAUGCAUCUGAAAACUACGGAGAUGCAGUGUCGCAUCUGUGGGAAGCAGUUUACCUGCGUCAGUGCGGUGAACAGACAUCAAGCAAAAUGUAUUCUUUCCACAUACCCAGAGCCUGGUUGUCACAGGGUUAAGAAUUGUCUGGCUCUGACUGCAACUACGGUCACCGAUCAGAUUAGUCCACAACACAUUUCCAGUUUGUACGCGGAAUCAAACUUCGGGAGCGGUGUUUCAGAUGCAGAUAAUAUGCCAAACUUCUCCGUUGGUACUAACCAGGCUGACAGCCAUAGUAUGAACGCACUGUUCGCUAAGAAUCAGUCUCAUCAGGUUUCUUCUGCAUCAACACCAAUAAAGUGUUUCCAGGAAGGCGUCUUCUUUGCGGAAUCUACUCGUUCCGGAAAUCCAGUAUCCACUUCGUACGAUAGUAGUGAACGAUCAGGUUCACAGCUUGCUCAGGAAAGCGCUUUUUCUCCUCCACGUGCCUUUAAACAAGAUCCGCUACGCAGUGGGAUGGACUCGUUCAGAAACUCGAUCGUCAAUUAUUGGAAUGGGAUUCCACAAUUUGGCGCAAACAUUUCGGAGAUGACACCGCUCCAGUUGGAGAUGUGCAUGAAGGCUGUUGUACAGGGAUUCCACCCGAACGCAGCCAGCUUCACUGAAAACGUUAAUUCACAAAGCCCUUUCACUGACAUGAAGUCGGAACUCCUGGUAACUCCACGUCAAACAAAUCCCAGUAGGCCUUCAUUUUCGUCUAUCCGUACUCCAUCAGAUACAUCCGAACCGGAGCCUAGUCAGUCUUUGGAGAAUGACGAAGUUGCCAUCGACUUAUCGGCAAGACCCUGUCUAGAUUCCGUUAUGAUCGAGUCCUUCUAGUUUAGUCUUCACUGGGUGUUUUUCUUCUACAAACCCAAUGCCGUCACAUGUUCAACCCAAAUUCACUCGGUUUCCUUCACAUAACCGCCAUGGCAUUUACUUGAAACCCAAGGCAUAUAGUCCAAGAAGUGUCCUUCACCCUCGGGGUCUUUCAUUUCCCAGUGCCUUACAACGAAUACUCGUUCAACAUGGUCUUCCCACCCACCCCGAACUUGUGCUUAUUCUUGCUCCUAAACGUUAUUUUAUUCUUCAGAUGUCUUACUUUCGUUUUAUUGUUAAACUCUUACACCCGUUUUUUAUCCAUAAUCUUAGAACCCGAUGCAUCUCUUAAAAGGUGAUUCAUAUUGUUUAGCCGGUGGAUCUCGUUUUAUUCAAUGUAGGACACGUUUUCCAUGUAAAUAGAAUCCGUUUCGCGCUUUGUUACGAUUGAUUCGUUAAAUUAAACCAAAAACUCCACGUAUUCUUUCAAUGUACAGACUCGUUGCCUCACGUUGCUCUUCUGUGGAGAGCUUUUGCAGCAAUAUAUGUUUCACGAGCGCUAAC